UGUAACUCAAUAUUCACUGCAUUAGAGAAAAAUCAAGAAGCAAUUGAAAUUACAAGUGAAGACCACAUUAUACAGUAUGCAAAUCCUGCAUUUGAAACAACAAUGGGCUAUCAGUCAGGUGAAUUAGUAGGGAGAAAGUUAUCAGAAGUGUCUAUAAAUGAAAAAAAGGCUGAGUUGCUGGAUACUAUAAAUUCAUGCAUCAAGAUAGGCAAGGAGUGGCAAGGAAUUUACCAUGCCAAAAAGAAAAACGGAGAUAGUGUGCAACAAAAUGUGAAGAUAAUACCUGUCAUUGGACAGGGAGGAAAAAUUAGACACUAUGUGUCCAUUAUCAGAGUGUGCAAUGGCAGCAACGAGGCCGAGAAAAUACCUGAAUAUGUUCAGUCUGACACUUGUACAGAUAAUCAGACAGGCAAACAUAAAGACAGGAGGAAAGGCUCACUAGACAUCAGAACUGUUGCCUCUCGAGCAAGUGAAGUUUCCAGCCAGAGACGACACUCCUCCAUGGCCCGGAUACAUUCCAUGACCAUUGAGGCACCCAUCACCAAGGUAAUCAAUAUCAUCAAUGCCGCCCAGGAAAGCAGCCCUAUGCCUGUGACAGAAGCCUUAGGCCGUGUGCUGGAUAUUCUAAGAACCACUGAAUUAUAUUCACCACAGUUUGGUGCUAAGGAUGAUGAUCCUCAUGCCAAUGACCUCGUUGAGGGCUUAAUGUCUGAUGGUUUGCGGAGACUAUCAGGGAAUGAAUAUGUUCUUUCAGCAAAAAACCUUCCACAGGUUUCAAGCAGUAUAAUCACUCCCAUGUCUCUUCAUGACGUCCCACCGCGGAUAGCUCAAGCCAUGGAAAAUGAGGAAUAUUGGGACUUUGAUAUUUUUGAACUGGAGGCUGCCACCCAUAAUAGGCCUUUGAUUUAUCUUGGUCUCAAAAUGUUUGCUCGCUUUGGAAUCUGUGAAUUCUUAAACUGCUCCGAGUCAACACUGAGAUCGUGGUUACAAAUUAUUGAAGCCAAUUAUCAUUCUUCUAACCCCUACCACAAUUCUACACAUUCUGCUGAUGUGCUUCAUGCCACUGCCUAUUUUCUCUCCAAGGAGAGGAUAAAGCAAACUUUAGAUCCAAUUGAUGAAGUCGCUGCCCUCAUUGCAGCCACCAUUCAUGAUGUGGAUCACCCUGGGAGAACCAACUCCUUCCUGUGUAAUGCUGGAAGUGAGCUGGCCACUUUGUACAAUGACAUUGCUGUGUUGGAGAGCCACCAUGCAGCCUUGGCCUUCCAGCUGACCACUAGAGAUGAUAAAUGCAAUAUCUUUAAGAACAUGAAGAGGAAUGACUAUCGGACACUACGCCAGGGGAUUAUUGACAUGGUCCUAGCCACAGAAAUGACAAAGCACUUCGAGCAUGUCAACAAAUUUGUCAAUAGCAUCAACAAGCCCUUGGCAGCUCUAGAAGAAGAUGGGGAAACUGGUAAAGAUCAGGAAACCAUAAACACUAUGCUCAGAACUCCAGAGAACAGGACUCUAAUUAAACGAAUGCUAAUUAAGUGUGCUGAUGUGUCCAAUCCCUGCCGACCGCUGGAGUACUGCAUUGAGUGGGCCGCCCGCAUUUCAGAAGAAUAUUUUUCUCAGACUGAUGAAGAGAAGCAGCAGGAUUUACCUGUGGUGAUGCCAGUUUUUGACAGAAAUACCUGCAGCAUCCCCAGAUCCCAAAUCUCUUUCAUUGACUACUUCAUCACAGACAUGUUCGAUGCUUGGGAUGUCUUUGUAGACCUGCCUGAUUUAAUGCAGCAUCUUGACAACAACUUUAAAUACUGGAAAGGACUGGACGAUAUGAAGCUGCGGAGCCUCCGACCACCUCCUGAAGAGGGCAAGACACUGCCUGGACCCUGAGGCUUUGUGCCUCUGGUCAUUUGGAAUUCCUGAGCGCAGCCAGAGUUCCUUAGGCAGAACCGCUCCCUGGUCUGUAGAGCCUGUGAAAGCACACGGGGACAUCUGUAACCUUCUGAAGCCAUCAUCUGAUGCCAUUGCUAUAAAGUGAGACUUAGCCACUGUAGCUUGGGCCUGCUGCAGGGGCUCUUCGGAAAGGCACAUGAGAACUAUGGUUGACACCAGCUUUCUGUUAAAAUGCAAGGUCUGGAGUGCCCCUGUGGAGGGUGUUGGUGGAUUUCCCGCCAGUGGUAGAGAAUGUCUUAUUGCAAACAAUUUCUUUCAAUUAUUUUCAGCACUUAAGGACAGCUAAUGGCAAUCGGAUCUUUAGCAACUUUUUCACAUCACAGAAGGUGCAAUCACUCACUUUGGAACACUACUGAGAGUGACUUCUCUUUUAAAAUUGAGUAGCAAAUGAAAAAUAAAACUUUGAAGUUGAUUAUUAUCAAUUAUUAAAAUGUCUUAUUUAUUUUAUUAAAACUUCAAUAUUUUCUAUGAAUUUAAAAAUACUUCAAAGCCAAAGCCAACUUCAAAUGCCAUGACCAAAUUUUACAUGAUUCAUAUUCAUUAAAUAUACAUUACUUGGUGUACAGACUUAUCUUCAUAAUACAAAUUAAAAAUAUUAUAAAAUGACAUUUUUUACUACACUAUAGAAAUAUUUGUGUAUGUUAUACUCUUUUCUGAUUGAUGCUAAUUGGAAAAAGCUGUUUUACUGAUAGGUCUUAUUCUAGCCUUCAGAGGAGGCUGCUUCUGCUGUAUAGAACCCAGGGCUCUGAGACAGCUCUAGUCAUCUGAUGAGCUUUGCAGGUGACUCCCCAAGGUAAAAUAAUACUCUUCUUGGUUUGCAAAGAAAAAUUAGGACUUAACGCUUUUUCCUAAAAUGUUAUAAUUGAAUUUCCAAAAGCUUGCCUUAUUUUCUACUGUUUCUAUAAAAUACUCCCUAUGAAAACAAAGAGCAAAAACGGAAUAUUUAAUGAACUGACAUUUUAUAACCAACCUGUUUUCAUCUGCAGUGGGAAACUUUGAUUCCAGAAGUUUAUAAAAGUUCUGUAUCUUCACAUUUUGAAUAAGCAUAAUACCAUAAAAAAAAAGACACUUGGUGACAUGUCAAAGUGUUUGUCAUUUCAUUUUAAACUUGUAUUUGGGUUUUUUCCCAGAUAAAAAUGAAAUUAAACUAUCUGUUUUUAAGAAAUCA
This is a messenger RNA of Galeopterus variegatus (Sunda flying lemur), 3106 nucleotides long. It is a transcript of the gene PDE8A, whose product is annotated as phosphodiesterase 8A. Gene Ontology annotation, biological process: positive regulation of ERK1 and ERK2 cascade; signal transduction; cellular response to epidermal growth factor stimulus. NCBI's taxonomy places the organism in Eukaryota, Metazoa, Chordata, Mammalia, Dermoptera, Cynocephalidae. Gene Ontology annotation, molecular function: 3',5'-cyclic-AMP phosphodiesterase activity. The coding region runs from base 103 to 1875 and encodes 590 amino acids. The record is from RefSeq and is a predicted model, not a curated record. The transcript has 16 exons.